Boleophthalmus pectinirostris (great blue-spotted mudskipper) is the source of this 11061-nucleotide messenger RNA. It is a transcript of the gene plagl2, whose product is annotated as pleiomorphic adenoma gene-like 2. Gene Ontology annotation, cellular component: nucleus. Bases 608 to 2320 code for a protein of 570 amino acids. NCBI's taxonomy places the organism in Eukaryota, Metazoa, Chordata, Actinopteri, Gobiiformes, Gobiidae. Gene Ontology annotation, biological process: regulation of transcription by RNA polymerase II. The record is from RefSeq and is a predicted model, not a curated record. The transcript has 5 exons. Gene Ontology annotation, molecular function: RNA polymerase II transcription regulatory region sequence-specific DNA binding; DNA-binding transcription factor activity, RNA polymerase II-specific.
CUCUCCCACAAUGCUCACCGCCCAGAAGUGCGCCGCAGCCUGAGCUCCGCAGGCCCCAGCGCGAAGAGACCCAAUAGAACCGACAAAAGAACCGACAAAAGUCCCGAACCUCCCCCGGGACGCACGCCUCGGACCCCGGGAGUCACACGGCCCGUCCCCCCGCGGAACACCCGGGCCAGAGCGGGACCAUCCGGGCCAGAUCCGUGGAGAGGCUCAUGCGGCGCUGCAAACUUUUCGGUUUCAUCUUGCUCUUCUAAUCAGCCGCACUGUGGGAGGGGCUUGUGUUCGCCGUACGCAGGAAGGAGCCAGAGCGUGAAAAGGCGAGGGGCGGCGUGCUGACGUGAGGCAGAUGGACAGGACUCUGAAGAUGAAGAACAGUAUUUCCCACUCCCCGCCCUCUGUGGCAGUUGGGACCGGGUGAGGAGCAGCAGAGAAAAAUAGAAAAGAGAGAAGAGGUAGAAGAGAGAAAGGGACUGAACUUUGAGGAGAGAGAUAGUGGAUGGUGGACGGGGGGGCAGAGCUCUGAGCAACAGCGCCUCCCAGUGACAGGCCUGGACGGCGCGGCGAAACUCACUCGUGGUGAUGGCUGCGGCGCUCUGAGGCUGCCAUGGCAGCUGCUGCCGCCGAUGCACCACAACGUUUCACCGCACUGAAAACGGAGGAAGAGGGACGCAGCAGGCUGUACGGGACCGGCCCAGCUCAAACACGGACCGAACGAGAGCGAGAGAGGGGGAUAGAGAGGGAGAGAGAGAGGGGGAUAGAGAGAGAGAGGGAGAGAGGGAAGGAGAGAGAGAGGGGGAGAGAGAAGAGGGACGGAGGAGGAGAGGUGGGGAGAGCGAGUGAGUGCUUGGUGUGCGGGGCUCUGUUUUCUUCUCAGGACAAACUUCGGCUUCACGCUCUGAGCCACAGCGGAGAUAAACCAUUCCACUGCUCCCAGCCGCUCUGCCCCAAAGCGUUCAGCUCCAAGUACAAGCUCUUCAGGCAUAUGGCCACACACUCCCCACAGAAGUCCCAUCAGUGCACGUUCUGUGAAAAGAUGUUCCACCGUAAAGACCACUUGAAGAACCACCUGCAGACCCAUGACCCAAACAAAGAAGCCUUUAAGUGUGAGGAGUGUGGAAAGCACUACAACACCAAGCUAGGCUACAAGCGGCACGUGGCCAUGCACUCUGCCACCUCCGGAGACCUGACGUGUAAAGUGUGUCUGCAGAGCUAUGAGAGCACGCCUGUGCUACUGGAGCAUCUAAAGAGCCACUCGGGGAAGUCCUCUGGAGGAGCCAAGGAGAAGAAGCACCCAUGUGACCACUGCGACCGCCGCUUCUACACACGCAAGGACGUGCGCCGCCACAUGGUGGUGCACACAGGCCGCAAGGACUUCCUGUGUCAGUACUGCGCUCAACGCUUUGGCCGCAAAGACCACCUGACCCGACACGUGAAGAAGAGUCACUCUCAAGAGCUGCUAAAGAUCAAGAGCGAACCACCGGACAUGCUAGGCCUGCUGGCCUCAGCGUCGCCCCCUUGUGCCGUGAAGGAAGAGCUCAGCCCCAUGAUGUGCGCCAUGGGCCCGAACAAAGACCCUCUGAUGGGGAAGCCCUUCCCCAGCGCCGCACCCUUCUCUAUGGGCAUGUACAACCCCCACAUCCAGGCCAUGUCCGGCCCGGCCGUGGCCCACCCUCCCCUUAUGUCCAUGGGCAUGGGCUGCCAUGAGCCAGGGCCCCUGCACCCACACUCCCAUCACCACCACCACCAUCAUCACCACCAUCACCACCACCACUCCUCCCCGGCACCCCCACACCACCAGCCCCAGCCUCCCCAGCCCCCCGCGCCCAAGUACCCUCUGGGAUCUACCUCAUAUCUGCUGGACAAGCCGCUGAAGGUGGAGAUGGAGAGCUUCCUGAUGGAUCUGCAGAGUGGGCUGGGCCCCCUGCCGGAGCCUCACGCUGCUGCGGAGCCCCCGAAGGAGGAGGCGUCGUCUGGGAUGAGCGAAGAGCUCGACCCCCUCCUGUCCAAGAGCCCUGCGGUAAUCGCAGAGUCUCUGUGUGCUGCUAACAUGGACUUCUCCCACCUGCUGGGCUUCCUGCCUCUCAACUUGCCUCCCUACAGCGCCCCCAUGAGCUCGGGCGGGCUGGUGAUGGGCUACACCACAGGCCCCUCCUCUUCCUCGUCCUCUUCCUCGUCUCUGCACGCGGCCGAUCCUCACGCCGCUGUUACCUCCGUGCAACCGCAACCUCAGGAGCCCAGCACACUCACACUGCCCCCGGUUUUCAGCUCUGGGAUCAGCUCCACCACUCUGCCGCGCUUCCACCAGGCCUUCCAGUGACUGGCUUGGCUUUGUCUAUCCUACGAAUAUAAUGAGUAUAACGACAUAUUAACCCUUUAUUACCUCCUGUUUACCCCGCGUUAUUUAGUCGCAUAGAGCAGCAUCAGUAGGCCUAAAGGCGUGGUACUGCAAACCUUCUAAAGUAAUAAUAUAACAAAAAAAUCAAAGGUAAUUUUAGUGCAGAUUAUCGUUUUGUUGUGACCCAGAAAAUAUAGUUUGAAGUGGAUAUUUUGUUUAAUUUUUUUCCUUUUCCAAAUGUAAAAAUAUGAUAGAACGUGCCUCAUUUUAUGUUCUCUAAAACUAAGAUUAGGGAACAGAGGUGGACAGCGUUUGAAUCCUAAAGCUUGUCCUCUCUGUGGCUAAAGGCUAAUGCUUGCACAGCCACUGCCUUUAAAAAGUGCUCUUCAAAACAAACCCAAAAAUGUCCCUGAUUUUGUCGCCACUUUUUGCUCAUAGAGUGAAUCUGGCGCCCUCUAAAGUCUCGAUGUAUGCUGCGGCGUUUGUCCACAGGUCCGAAGAUUGAAAAUGUUCAUGCUGGUUUUUUACUUUUCCUCAAGAGAAGCACUUUUUUUAGCAAAGGCACUUCAUCUUUUUAGUACUUUUCUUUAGUAAAACCUGCUCUCAUUGGUAGGUUUCAGAGGCAGUCAUGCAGUCUUCACUGGAUGGCACAUUACCAUGGCAACACUGGAGGCACUGCUCUGUAUGAAGCACUCUUAAUCUUUGGUUGUAGCUCAGAAAUGCCUGGCAUGUCCUGACUGUUAAUUCUCUAUAUUUUUAAACAGAUUGAGAUCAGUCUAGUCUCCCUCCGCCGUGUUGUGAGCCAGAGCCAAACAUGAUCGUCCAAUCAGAUUAGUUUAUUUCACUGACACAUGUGAAAAAAAGGAGCUCAUUGGUCACCAUAAUUUUGAACAAAAUGACAUUUCCCUCACCUCAGAUGAACAGAGUUUAGUACUUUCCUCAGUGAUUCUGCAUACCGUAUUUUUCGGACUAUAAGUCACUCCGGAGUAUAAGUCGCACUAGCAAAAAAUGCAUAAUGAAGAAGAAAAAAACCAUAAGUCUCAUCAGACUGUAAGUCACACUUUUGGGAGAAAUUAUUUUUUUUUAUAAAAUCAGGGACCAGGAACCAACAUUUCAUCUUGAAAGGCAAGUUAUAGCAAUAAUAACAAUAUAAUAAAGAACAACAGACUGUUAACGUCAUAUAUGAACAGUUCUUCAGAUAACUAUAACAUAAACAACAGAACAGAACAAGUUUACCAAACUCUCCAUCUCACUCCAAAUCACUAAAUCCGUUGAAUUCUUCAUCCUCGGUGUCACUUCUGAGCAACUCCGCACAACUUCGUUGGUCACUGAAGUCCAGGCUUUGUCAUCCAGUGACUUCCCGGAAAGUUGCAUGGUGCACACUCCUGGUUUCCGUGAAGCUGUGUUCUCCAUCCCCGCCUUUCACCAGUCCCUUACAAGUUUCUCUCUCAUUUCAAACUUGCUUUCUGCUGCUCGAUUACCAUUUUCUGCUGCCUGUUUCACUACUUGCAGCAGGACAGAGGCUUUUUCUGCAAGAGACACAUGCAGAAAACUGAUACACAAGCCUAGAGGCUCUCGUAGCUGUCAGCCUGAAAAUUAUAAUAUAUAUGUCACACUGAAGUAUAAGUCACAGGACCACCCAAACCAUGAAAAAAAGCGACUUUCAGUAAAUCCACCAUGUUCUUUUAUUUUUCUCAUAAGCAGCCAGAUUUGUUUUGAUGCAGAUGGUUCAUACGUGUCUGUCAAUCACACCCAUCUGAACUCUGGGAGAUGACCGAUGACCACACUCACAUCUUCGUAAAGUAUUUGAGAAGUGUGCGUUCUGUAUUCCGAGGCUACGAAAACCUGGGACAGUGAGACAGAGAUGAAGAUUAAACUCCGAACCGUCGUAUGACCGAAGACGAGCUGCAAUAGAUACCUGCAGUGUCUGAUAUUUUGGGACCUCGGUCACAGCGUGAGCCCUCGUCUCACCGCGUCUACAAUCAAUCUCUGUCAAACAUGUGACAAACUCCGAAAACAGGAUGAAGUACAGACUCAUUUGAGGUGGUUUAACUCUGAAAUGUAUUGAAAAGCACUUCUAAACUCAUCGCAGUGAAUCAUUAGAAUGCGACAAAGAUAGAAAGUUUCAAAUGAACGUGAAAAAAACUUGUAACAACACAAUCCGAGUUCUAAGAUUUUUAUUUUAUCCAACCAUUUAAAAUUAUUUGUGGUAAUGUUUCCUAAUGUGUGUCGCCAUGGUAACUGUGCCACCCAGCGGAACGCAAGAUCAAUAUUUUGGUUUAGUGAGGUUUUCCUUAUUCUCAGGCCUUAAAAUGGUCUGAACUAGAGACAUUUUAGCUCCUCUCAAACUUCACGAGAGAAUCUUUUAUCGCAGCUGUUUUCGCGGCUGCUCAAAUACUGUAAAUCUCCAUUAAACUCCAUAAAAACCUUAGACUUUUCACAAAUAUCGAGCGCUCUGGUCAUGCUAAACCCUGACAGAUGUGAAACGCGAAGCAAACAAGCAAUAGUUGUGUUAAGAAUGUUAUUGCAGUGUACGAACUAUCUCAAAAUUGAAUAUUAUAAUUGCUUUUAUCUCAGUAAAAAGUGUAUUUUGUAGGUAUAGCUGAUAUUUUUUUUUAUGUAUGGCAGGUUUACAAUUGUAUCUUGCUUUUUUUUUUUUUUCAAAUGAUGGAUGAAGUAUUAUUAGCUUUUCCUUAAGCUUUUUGUGUCAUAUCCAGUCUUUGUACCUUCUUUUGUUAGCUUAGCGGAAUCAAAACUGUGGAUGGGAAAGCUAUAUAGGGCUGUUAGCAGCUAAUAAUCAGUUAGCAUGUGAGCUAGGAGAGUUAGCGUCAUAGGAAAUCAUGUAAAAGGAUAGAAAGUGUAUCCUAUUGGACUUUUAUGGACUGUUUAUGAACUUUUCACCAGCAGCCUUUUCAGUACCUGAGCCCAAAGCUAACCGAAACCUCAACUAACACAUGUCCACGUCAACAUUUACGAUAAAAAACAAAAAAAAAAGUGAAAAAUUAAACCUAGCACAUAAGAUUUAAUGAAAUAAUUGCUGCUUUUUGCUACGGUUGCUAACAGAUACCAACUGUAGACCACUAGAACAUUUCAAUUUGUCAUUCUUCCAUGUUGGACAGUGUUUCUUCCUCGCACUGUAAAAAAGAAACAUCUACAUGAGUUUUGAUGACUUCAGUUCACAAUGUGAACUCAGUUGUUUCAACGUGAUAAGAUGCAUUUCCCCCAAUAAACUAAUUUGUUUUGGGGACUGCAUAACCCCAUUAGGUUCCAAAAUCAACAUUUCAUCACUCCACUGGCAAGAAAUUAAGCUUAAAGCAAGAAACGAUAGAACCUACAGAAGUAUUUCUAAGACAGUUUUCAGUGUAGGCUUAUUGCAAGCUGAAAAAAUCCAUUUCAGUCUAUUCAGCUUUGGCGCAGAGAAAAAGUUUGUUUGAAGACAUUUUGCAGCUCAUCCAAGAUGCUUCUUCAGUUCUGGUCAGACCCUGGUGGACACUUCCUUAUAUCUGUCUGCAGGGAGGAGCUGACUAACUACUCUGAAACUAACAUACCUGCUUGUUUAUAGUUUCAGUUAGUUAGUUAGUCCUAUUGACCUGUACUGCAGGGGUCCAAACUUGUUUCAUCAAGGGUCACAUAUCUAAACACAGAAGAAGCAGAGGACUGAUCAAGGGCCGUAGACUGAUGCUCAAUACAGUGAAUAAUUGAAAUAUGUGCAUGUUUCGUCAGUCUUUAUUGAUGCUAAGAUCCUUAAAACCACACAGUAAAUAUUAAAUAUUGGCUUGAUCAAGGUAGAUUUUCAAAAAACUUGCAAUAAAAAGUUGGAAGCCUGAGGGCCAAGAAAAAUGUGUCUGAGGGCCGCAUUUGGCCCAUGAGCCAUAGUUUGGACAUAUCUGCUGUACAGGGUGUGGGGUUGUAAAUUGGAGUUGUAAAUUGGAUGGAGUUGUAAAUUGGAGAUAGAUGGUGUCUGAGGCCUCCAUUUCUGUUUAGAGAAGGAUUCUCUAGAACUGAAGAAGCAGCUUGGAUGAGCUGCGAAACUUCUUCAACCAAACUAACUUUCGUCCAGUCGACAAACUGAAUUUUCUCCUCGCCAUUGAUUCUACCUGGACAACUGAGGGAUUCUUCACACUCUAUUCAACAGAAUGAACUGACCCAAAUGAGGAAUAUUGUGUUCAGGAAAUGACUGUUGAAAUAAGUAAGUGGUGGCUGAGUGGACAGCACUCUCACCUCACAGCAAGAAGGUCCUGGGUUUGAUUCCCUGGCCGCCUGGCGCUUUCUGUGUUGAGCAUGUUCAACCUGUGUCUGGGUGGGUUUCGCCCAGACACUCCAGUUUUCCCCGUAAGCUCAAACAUGCACCACAGGUCAAAUCCUCCAGUUAAGAUAGUCCUGACCAAGAGAAACCCGAGAUCUGGAGAUGGCUCCUAAUGAGAUGUCCCAGUGGGUAUUUAAAUAUAGUUGACCUUCAGUCAUUAAAAAAAAAAAUCUACAAAAUCAAAAAGUAUACUGAAAUGUACGCUCCGAAACAGCCUACCUCAAAAUGAGAGGAAUAUGCCAGCUUCAUGAGUGAAUACAUCUGAACUAGUCCAGAUGACUCAAGCUCACAUUGUAAACUGGAGUUGUUUCAGUUCUUGUAGACGUUGUUUUGGCAGUGCGCUCUCUCAGCUGCUUUAGUGUCAAGGAAAAGGGUCGGAAAAGACGGCGCUCAGAGGUGCCUAAAGUCUUUGUUUUGUUUAUGUCAUAUUAUGAUAUUAUUAUUUUCUGUUUGUAAAAAAAACAGGACCUCAGAAACAACACAACACAUCACCUCAUUUUUAUUUUUAUUUUUUUCUUACCAAAACCUGGGGAGAAGAAACUAUACUUUUGCACAAUAGCUUCUUUUAAUGUGAUUUAUUACAACAUUUUAUUGUGUUAGCCCUUGUUUAAUAACCAAAUCAUAUCCAGUAUAUUAUCUGCAGUAUUUGCUAGGGUUGUCAAAAAAGAUACUCAUCGAUACCAAAACUAGGAUCGAAACUAGAUGCUCAUUUGAACCAGGCCAACUAAUCUCAUAGAAGCUUUAUCAAGACUAGUAUGGAUAUGGUAAUAUAGAUUUAGUGUAGAAAGUUACAUUAUAUUGUCUAAAAUGUAUUAUUAUGUAUUAUCAUUAUGGUAUAAAAAUCAGAAUCGAGUAUCGAGCCCAUCCCUUCAUAUCCAAAUCAAGUUGUAGUAUUAGUAUCAUGACAACACUAGUAUUUACUGCCCCAAUGUGUCAAUCAAACCCCAAGUUUAACAGAAGUGAGGUUAAAUCACUAUAAUGACAUUUGACUAGUCGACCCCUGGAACACCAUUAGUUGAAUAAUGGUCAUUUUUGAUCAAUAUUUAGUUGAUCCUAAAUUUUUUUGUCUGUACUUUUGGUUUUUUGGAAUCACAAAAUAUUAAAAGGAAAAAAGACAAGAUUUGAAAUUUUUAGAAUCUUUUAAAAAAAGGUAAUCUCUGAGGCUUAAGCCUAAUUUGUAGCAAUCAAAUCGAGCAUUUAUAGUUUUCUUUAUUCUUCAAAAUGAGUCCUUAAAAUAUAAAAUGAUAAAAAUAGAAGCUGUUGAGAGGGCUCUGGCUGCAGACCUCCACCCAGGGGACCCUCACGUGACAUACCUGCAUCCUCUUUUCAAAGUAUUUUUACAAACGUUAUCAUAGCUUUACUCUAAAGACCUGCUCAAACCCUCCUGAACUUAAUCAUUACAGACUUAUGCCUAAUCUUAAAGAACCCGUAUUACACUAUUUUCUCAUCUUUGUUAUAAUUUUUGUUUCCUCAUCACAAACAGACCUGGAGUUGUGUUUGGUUUCCUUCACAACUCUGCAGAUUUAGGCUGAGUACUUCUGUGAAACACAAAACGCUGUAUUCCACCUUGUGAUGUCAUGUUGUAGUAGUUGUUGUAGGAAGUGCUCCUGUAUGUUUUUAAACCCCACACACCUUCACUAGAAUCAUUUCGGUGAUUUCACUGUGGAAUUGCCAGUCUCUACUGAACAAAAGGUAAAAGGAGCUGUUAACUUGAAAACUACGCUUUCAUGACAUCACAAGGUGGAAUAGGGCAUUUUGAGCUUUGGAGAUGUAUGUUUUAUUGAGAACUUCUGAGGAGGUAACAACAUUAUAACAUGGUUUAAAGCUCACGGGAGUAAAUUUUGCGUAAUAUUGGACCUUAAACCAGACACACACACAACUAAAUGAAAUAUUCCAGUUUGGAGAAACCAAAACCAAGUCCCAUUACACAUCAGGAGGUAUCGCCAUGUAUUGGGGUUUAAAUUAAGGUGACCAGACAUCCUGAUUUACCCGGGACAGUCCCAGUUUUAAGAUCUGCGUCCUCUGUCCCAGCAGAUUAAUCCAAAACUAGUGAUUUGUCACAGUUUUAUACAAGAAAUGUCCCAAUUUGAUUCCUUCCAAGGCUUAAAAAACAGAAAAGCUGCUUAAAAACGACCAAAACACAAAGAAAAUGUGACUAUACUGGCUCGUGUUAGUCAUGAAUGGUGUCUGCUUAACAAUUUUCCUUAAUUACGCACUCCAUUCACAAUUUUAUUAUUACCAACAACCAGUGUUAGGAAGGUUACUUUUAAAAUGUAUUCCCUUACAGAUUACAGAUUACAUACCCCAAAAUGUAGUUUGUAACAUAAUCCAUUAAAUUUCUUCAAGUGAGUAAUGUAAUCUGAAUACUUUGGAUUACUUGAUUUGCUGUAGAGAAGCAAAGACUCGGACAUCUUUACAUAAGAUGUUUUAUCUGCUAAAAGAAAAUUAAAAGCCCAGACUUUACAUAACCAAAUUAAAAAUAUUGCUAGAAGACAAGGAGACACGGUCCACACGGCAGAGUUUAGUCCUGUUAAAUCCUGUUUUAGUCCUGGUUUAGAUCUAGUUUAGACCUGGUUUUAGUCCUGGUUUUAGUCCUGGUUUAGACCUGGUUUUAGUCCUGGUUUUAGACCUGGUUUUAGUCCUGGUUUAGUCCUGGUUUAGACCUGAUUUAGAUCUAGUUUAGACCUGGUUUCAGUCCUGGUUCAGUCCUGAUUUAGCCCUGGUUUAGUGUCCGGCAAUGAAUGGAAAAAGGGAUAUAGCCCAAAAUGUGAAAACAGGAAAAUACCGCCAUGUAAUCCAUUUAUUUCAACAAAGUAACUGUAAUCCAGUUACCACUCACUGAAACAGAAACUGUAACUGAAUACAGUUACUCAUAAUUUGUACUCUGAUUACGUAACUCCAGUACAUGUAAUCUGUUACUCCCCAACAACACUGCCAACAACCAAAAAAACUAAAGAUAUUCCAGUUUUUUAUUUUGAAAUUCUGGUCGCCCUAGUUUAAAUGUGCUAUCUUCGGAAUUCUAAUAAGAGUAAAGAACAUGUCAUAGUGAACUAAAGCCACAACUGGUUAAAAAGUGUAACAAAAUGGAGUAAAAAUGAAUAAAAACGUUGGAGAACGUGCGGGUGGAGGUGUUCGGCCGCGCUCUCUCGAAGCUGUUGGCAUGUUCCAGUUUGUCCUCCCUGGGUUUCUGUGAGCUAAUCUGAAUUCUAUAGCACUUUCAACAAGAGUAUUUUCUUUAAAGUUUUCAGCUGUUUAAGUUUUGUAUUUUGAUCCUGUAUAUGAACGUGCCAUUAGUUUGAUGUGUAGAACUUUAUCGACUUUGUGUAUUUGCUUCUUUGGAAUAACAGUAUUUUUGAUAAACUUCCUUCACUAAUAUUCUCCUUUUAAAACUAUCCCGUUUUUCCUGGAGGAGGCGGUAUUCUCUCUCCUCCUAAAUUUAUAUCAUGAUUUUUUUGUUUUUGUUUUUUUUCGCAGCCAGUUGCUAAUGCUAACAGGCUAACAGGGCUACAUGUGGCUAACAGAGGAGCAUGUGCACAGUAUGCUAACGUUACAUAAACACACACAAUAAUGACAAUUCAUUUUGGCUGAUACAAACGAAAUAAAAUCGCUAUAAUUUUACCUCAUUGCUUUAUUAGUUGUAAAACUUUAGAUGGAAUGAGGACAGGAGGCAUCUGGGGAGAGGGGGGUCUCCUAAAACGAAAGUACUUAGAAUUGAACACACUGAUUCAUCUAAUUAGACCAGUUUUAAUCCUGGUUUAGUCCCAGUUUAGUCCUGAUUCAGACAUAUUUUAUUGUCUGGUUUAGUCUUUGUUAAGUCCCGGGUUUAGUCCUCAGAUUAGUCCUGGUUUAGUUUUAGUUAAAUCCUGAUUCAGACCUGGUUUAGUCCUGCUUUAGUCUCUUGAUUAGUCUUGGAUAAGUUAUGAUUUAGUCCUGGUCUAGUCCUGUUUUCACCCUGAUGUAGUCCAGGUUUAGUCCUGCCUCAAACCUGGUUUAGUCCUGGUUUAGUCCUGGUUUACACCUGUCUUAGUCCAAGUUUAGUUCUGGUUUAGUCCUGGAUUAGUCCCUGUUUUCAUCCUGAUUUAAUUCUAGUUUAGACUUGGUUUAGUCCUGGUUUAGUUCCUGUUUUCAUGCUGGUUUAGACCUGGUUUAGGCCUGGUUUAGACCUGAUUUAGACCGUUUUUAGACCUGGUUUAGACCUGGUUUAGUCCUGGUUUAGACCUGGUUUAUACCUGGUUUAGUCCUGGUUUAGGCCUGGUUUAGACCUGAUUUAGACCGUUUUUAGACCUGGUUUAGACCUGGUUUAGUCCUGGUUUAGACCUUUUUUAGUCCUGGUUUAGACCUGGUUUAUACCUGGUUUAGUCCUGGUUUAGUCCUGGUUUAGACCUGGUUUAGUCCUGGUUUAGUCCUGGUUUAGACC